Molecule: messenger RNA, 1024 nt
Organism: Cucurbita pepo subsp. pepo (vegetable marrow)
Lineage: Eukaryota; Viridiplantae; Streptophyta; Magnoliopsida; Cucurbitales; Cucurbitaceae
Source: RefSeq, a predicted model, not a curated record
GAAUUGCAAUAGCAGAGGGCUGUUAAUCGCGUUGUAAUUUUUUGAACAUAAAUAAGCCUUCAAAUACAAUUAGAAAGAAGCGCUGCAAAAGGAUCUGAAUCUUGAACACCGUAGGCGACUGAGCGAGUUUAAACUCAACUCCUCCAUCUUAUAAUUGGAAAUAGUAUUCUGAAUGGAGAAGGGCAAAGGAUUGAUGGUGGACGGCCGGCGAUGGGCCGUUGAUUUCUCCGACAAUUCUUCGUCGAACUCGACUCGCGACAUUGUUGAUCCUCCUGGUUUCACCCGUGCUUCUCAAGAUCAGGACGAUUCGACUCUCAGCCGCCAAAAAAAGGAUGCCGAAUCCAACUGGAAGGCACAGAAAGCUUGGGAAGUGGCCCAGGCGCCUUUGAAGAAUUUGUUCAUGAUGGGCUUCAUGAUGUGGAUGGCUGGUAGCACUGUUCAUUUAUUUAGCAUUGGUAUCACAUUUUCAGCUCUUUGGCAACCCAUAAGCGCCCUGCAAGGCGUUGGAAAGGUCUUUGAGCCUUACAAGGACAGUAAAGUUGAUCUUCUUGGACCUAAGUUGCUGUUUAUUGCCCUUAACCUCGGAGGCUUAGCAUUAGGUGUUUGGAAGCUAAACACUUUGGGGCUUCUGCCAACUCAUGUAUCCGACUGGGUUUCGUCUCUACCGCCUGCUCAGGAGGUCGAAUUUUCUGGUGGUGGCAUUUCUCUUCGUUAAGACAAACACCGCUCCAAAACCGACCGAGGAAAUAGGAGCUGCUCGUUGAAGAUUGAAUAUCAUGGGCGGAUUGCUUGUGUUGUGCAAGAACAUGAUGGUAUCGCUUUAUAUUACUCCUGGAUGGAUUGUGCUUGAUGAAGAACAAUGCUAUACAGAUGUGCUGAAGGCACAGCUAUUGUUUUACUUAGGAUGUUACUGACUGGUAAAACCAUCUCACACGGUAUGCUAAUAUGCCUUGGUCUCUGUAGGUCCGGGAACAAAAUGCUUUACUUGGAAUUCGAUUAACAUAUUUUGAUUUUUUUUUUUUUA